Messenger RNA from Funneliformis geosporum, 930 nucleotides. The record is from the annotation of a GenBank genome assembly. NCBI's taxonomy places the organism in Eukaryota, Fungi, Glomeromycota, Glomeromycetes, Glomerales, Glomeraceae.
AUGCCGCUUCCAACUCGUGAAUUAGGUAAAACCGGAGUCAAAAUUCCAACAAUUGGCUUGGGAUGUAUGGGAAUGAGUGAUUUUUAUGGACAAUCUGAAGAGAAAGAGAACAUCGAUGUAUUGAACAAAUCAAUCGAGUUGGGAAGUUACCUUUGGGAUACUUCGGAUAUGUAUGGAAUUGGAGCUAAUGAGAUCCUUGUAUCAAAAGUUCUUAAAGAACGUCGUAAUGAUGUAUUUCUUUGCACCAAGUUCGGAGUAUUUCGAAAUCCAGAUGCUCCAGGAGCAGAAAAUAUGAUUAUUAAAGUUGAUUAUAUUGAUCUCUAUUAUCAACAUCGUGUGGAUCCCAAUACUCCUAUUGAGGAAACCGUUGCCGCUAUGGCGGAACUUGUGAAAGAAGGCAAAGUGAAAUAUAUUGGACUCUCGGAAUGUUCUGCGAAAACACUUCGACGCGCUCAUAAAGUUCAUCCAAUAGCAGCUUUACAGCUCCCUUUUUUUAUAAGGUCGAGUAUAGUCCAUGGACACUUGAUAUUGAAAAAAAAUGGAAUUAAUAGCCCACUUGGUCGCGGAUUCUUAACCGGAAAAUAUCAAUCAAUUGAUGAUCUUGAUCAAAAUGAUUCUAGAAGGACGAAUCCACGUUUCUCGGGUGAUAAUUUUCAAAAAAAUUUAGAAAUGGUUAAGAAAUUUCAAGAAUUCGCAAGCAAGAAAGGUGUUGCCACAAGUCAACUUUGUCUGGCUUGGGUUUUAGCUCAGGGGGAGAAUAUUGUUGCUAUUCCUGGUACAAAAAAUAUCAAAUAUUUAGAAGAAAAUGUUGGCGCAGUUAAUGUUCAACUUUCGCCUGAAGAAUUAUCUGAAAUUCGUCAAAUUAUUGACUCUAUUGAAAUUGUUGGAAACAGAUAUAAACCUAUGUUUGCAGCUCAUAUUGAAAAUUAA